This is a messenger RNA of Ilex paraguariensis (yerba mate), 1428 nucleotides long. Lineage: Eukaryota; Viridiplantae; Streptophyta; Magnoliopsida; Aquifoliales; Aquifoliaceae. The record is from the annotation of a GenBank genome assembly.
AUGGCUAACCAUCACCACCACUACCAGCAAAACCAUAACCAAAAUGGCCAAAAACAUGGCCAAGUCAUUGUGGUUAUGGUACCUUUUCCAGCACAAGGCCAUCUCAACCAGCUUCUCAACCUCUCCCGCCUCAUCUCCUCCUACGCCAUACCGGUCCACUACGUCGGCACCACCACCCACAACCGCCAAGCCAAGCUUCGCGUCCACGGUUGGGACCCACUCUCAGCCACCAACAUCCACUUCCAUGAAUUCCCAACCCCUUAUUUUCCCUCUCCACCACCUAACCCUACCGCUUCAGUCAAAUUCCCCUCCCACCUUCAACCAUCAUUCAACGCAUCAUCCCACCUCCGCAACCCUGUAUCCACCCUUAUCCGGACACUCUCCGUCACCAGUCGGAGAAUUAUCGUCGUUCAUGACUCUCUAAUGGGUUCGGUGGUUCAAGACGUUGCUUCACUCCCUAAUGCCGAGUCUUACGUUUUUCACAGUGUCUCUGCUUUCACUAUGCUCUUCUUCUUAUGGGAACAGAUGGGAAGACCUUUUGCUGUUGAUGCCGAAAUGCUCAAAGACCUCCCUUCCCUCGAAGGCUGUUUCACAUCAGAAUUUUUAAAAUUUGUAAACACUCAACAUGGCAACGUGAAAAUGAACUCUGGUCGUAUUUAUAAUACAUGCAGAUUAAUAGAGGCUCCCUACCUUGAUUUACUUUCAAAAGAGCAGAUCAGUAGAGGAAAGAAGCAGUGGGCUCUUGGUCCCUUCAAUCCUGUGGCAAUAACCAAGAACAAGAAAUCAAGUCAAAUGCAUAAGUGUUUAGGGUGGCUUGACAAACAAUCUCAAACUUCAGUGAUUUUUGUUUCUUUUGGAACCACAACUUCAUUAACAGAUGAACAGAUCAAAGAGCUAGCGAUUGGGUUAGAGAAAAGUGAGCAAAGAUUCAUCUGGGUGUUGAGAGAUGCAGAUAAAGGAGAUGUCUUUGAUGGAGAGAGAAGAAGAGUUGAGCUGCCAAAAGGGUUUGAAGAGAGAGUGAGAGGACAGGGAUUGGUGGAGAGAGAUUGGGCGCCCCAGUUGGAGAUUUUGGGCCACCCAUCAACGGGUGGGUUCAUGAGUCAUUGUGGGUGGAACUCAUGCAUGGAGAGCAUCACCAUGGGAGUGCCCAUAGCUGCGUGGCCAAUGCACUCAGACCAGCCGAGGAACACAGUGCUGAUAACGAAGUUGUUGAAAGUUGGAAUAGAUGUAAAGGAGUGGGCUCGUAGGGAUGAGCUAGUGAGUUCAUCCAUGGUUGAAAAGGUUGUGAAGAGGUUGAUGGUGGAGGAAGAAGGAGGUGAGAUAAGGAAGAGGGCGGCGCAGUUGGGUAGUGCCGUCCGGCUGUCGGUGGCCCAUGGAGGUGGUGCUCGGAUGGAGUUUGAUUCUUUUAUUGCUCACAUUACGAGAUAG